AUGGAGCCUCCCACCGUGAUCAUCGUCGGCGCCGGCGCGGGGGGGAUCGCGACCGCCGCCCGUCUCGCCAAGCGGGAGUACAAAGUCACUGUGGUCGAGAAAAACGAAGCGGUAGGCGGACGGUGCUCGUUGAUGGAGGAAAACGGCUACCGCUUUGACCGCGGACCCUCCCUCGUCCUGAUGCCCGAGUAUUUCGAUGAAGUCUUUCACGACCUGGAUACGAGCAUGUCCGCGGAAGGCGUUGACCUGCUCAAAUGCGACCCUAACUACCGCAUCUACUACGCCGACGCGGCACCGCUCGACCUGACGACCGACCUGGCGGCCAUGCAGUCCGUGAUCGAGGCACACGAAGGCCCGUCGGGCUUCGAGCGCUUCCUGCAGUUCCUGGUCGAGUCUGGCCGCCACUACAAUCUGUCGCGCGCCCACGUCCUAUGGGCCAACUUCCCGCACUGGUUCAGCAUGUUGCGGCCCCGCAUGGCCUGCAACCUGCUGCGUCUGCACCCCUUCGAAAGCGUCUACGCCCGCGCCGCCCGCUACUUUACCUCGCACCGUCUGCGCCAGGCCCUGACCUUCGCGAGCAUGUACCUCGGCAUGAACCCCUUCGACGCCCCCGCCACCUACUCGCUGCUGCAGUAUGCCGAGUUCGCCUACGGUAUCUGGUAUCCGCGCGGCGGCUUCCGCACCAUCCUCGACGCAUUAACCCGUAUCUCCGAACGCCACGGCGCAACCUACCGUCUCUCAACCCCCGUCUCGCGCAUCACGCUCUCAGCAGACAACUGCCGCGCCACAGGCGUCGAACUCUCAACCGGCGAGACCCUCACGGCAGACACAGUAAUAAUAAACGCAGACCUAAUCUACGCCUACACGCACCUCCUCCCACCAACCCGGUACGCCACCUCGCUCACAAAAAGAGAAACCUCCUGCAGCAGCAUCACCUUCUUCUGGUCGCUAUCGACCACUCUCCCCACCCUGAGCGCCCACAACGUCUUCCUCCCCUCGACAGGGGAAUACAAAGAAAGCUUCGACGCCAUCUUCAAACAGAAGCACAUCCCCGCCAACCCGGCCUUUUACAUCCACGUGCCCAGCAGAGUCGACCCCUCCGCCGCGCCGCAAGGCAAAGACGCCGCCGUCGUGCUGGUCCCCGUCGGGAACCUCGGUGGCAGCAACGCAACAGAGAAGCAGACGAACGCGUACUGGGCCGCCAUAGUUGUGCGCGUGCGCCAGGCGGUGCUCUCUGCGCUGCAGGACCGCAUCGGGGUUGAUGUGGAGCCGUUGCUGGUCAGUGAGACCGUUGAGACGCCGCUUACCUGGCAGCAGCGGUGUAAUCUCGAUCGCGGUGCGAUCUUGGGGCUCUCGCAUUCGUUUUUCAAUGUGCUCGGUUUCAGGCCCAAGGUGAGGCAUCCCCAGGUCAAGGGGUUGUUUUUUGUUGGGGCCAGUACGCAUCCUGGGACGGGCGUGCCGGUCUGUCUUGCCGGGAGUUUGAUUGUGUUCAGGGAGGUGGUUAGGGAUUUUGAGAGGAGGGGGAAGGGGGUGUUUGGGGUUAAGGGGGUGGGGUUGGUUUUUGUGCUGGUUGUGCUCGUUGCGUGGCUUUGGCCGGUGGAUUGGCGGUGGGUUUAAUUGGUAUCAGAUAGUUGAAAGGAUGGGGUGUCGGGGUUUCUCACCCGGAUGCUUUAUCAGAGUUUAUCUAGGGCUGAGGUGGGCCAGGAAGCUGAAGAAAGAGGGGGGUCCGGGGGUUCUCCCCCGGGAAAGCUUUAUCUGAGGCAGUCUAGGGUAGAAGUGCUUGAAGAGUUGAAAGGCG
This is a messenger RNA of Aspergillus homomorphus CBS 101889, 1798 nucleotides long. Its product is annotated as phytoene desaturase family protein. Gene Ontology annotation, biological process: carotenoid biosynthetic process. Gene Ontology annotation, molecular function: oxidoreductase activity. The transcript has 4 exons. NCBI's taxonomy places the organism in Eukaryota, Fungi, Ascomycota, Eurotiomycetes, Eurotiales, Aspergillaceae. The record is from RefSeq and is a predicted model, not a curated record. The coding region runs from base 1 to 1617 and encodes 538 amino acids.